AACAAGUAAAAACGUUGCACUUCCGGUGCUUGUUCAGCUUGCCGUUUUAAAAAUGAAACCGCUGGUUGCAGAAAGUGGACUUUUAAUGCUUGAAUGGCAGGUUUAUUAGAUGUGGAAACACACAGUGAAAGAACAACUAUUUAGCUUGAUCUACGGGACCAACUUAACGCUCCUUUUGCCGUACUAUGUUCAAAAAGAUGACUGAAUUUGGUCCAGAUUCCGGGGGGCGGGUUAAGGGAGUGACAAUUGUGAAGCCUAUUGUGUUUGGAAAUGUUGCACGAUAUUUUGGGAAGAAGAGAGAGGAGGAUGGACACACACACCAGUGGUCUGUCUAUGUGAAGCCUUAUAGAAAUGAGGAUAUGUCUGCUUAUGUGAAGAAGAUCCAGUUCAAGCUACAUGAGAGCUAUGGUAACCCACUGAGAGUGGUGACCAAGCCUCCCUACGAGAUUACAGAGACCGGCUGGGGGGAGUUUGAGAUCAUCGUCAAGAUCUUCUUCAUUGACCCCAAUGAGAGACCGGUGACUCUGUACCAUCUGUUGAAGCUGUUCCAGUCCGACUCCAGUGCCAUGCCUAAGAAGACAGUUGUCUCUGAAUUCUAUGAUGAAAUGAUCUUCCAGGAUCCUACAGCCAUGAUGCAGCAGCUACUGACCACAUCAAGACAACUCACCCUGGGAGCAUACAAGCAUGAGACAGAGUUCAGUGAGCUGGAGCAGAGGACCAAGGAGAAAAUGGAAGCAGCAAAGAAGAGAACCAGCCAGGAGAUCACAGAGCUGAAAGAUAAAUUAAAAGCCAGCAGAGAAAACAUCAACCACCUGAAGGCAGAGAUCAGGAAACUGGAGGAGGACGGAGACCACAAGGAUCACUGAGAGACAGACAAACACACACGCAACACACACUUGGACAUGAUUAUUUGCCAGGGCACAACCUGCAUUUUUCUGUGCUCCUGACCUCAUCCAUGGUUUAUAAAACAACACAUUUUGUGAUAGGUUUUGUGAUCAUUUCAUCUCGUUAUUGCAUAACCCAGAAAAGACUUGAUUAAAUAAAAAUCUGAACUUUGUAAGUGUUCUCAGCUGUCUUUCCGGGGGCAAGUACAAACAGAGUUUGUGAUUUGUUGUUUUGUUUUUUUUCCCUUCUCUUUUCUGCCCUCCCAUUUCUAGAUUAGUUGGCUGUGAGGUAGAAUGACAAAACAUUCCCUGUCAUUUUCAAAUUUGUUUGUUCAAUGUUUUAGUCAAGCCAUUGUCAAAAAGUCUUUGUGUAAUCCUGGUUCCAGUAUAACUAUAGUGUAUUCUACUGGAAGGCACUUCCCUGUGUUGAUCCUGGGCUUAUCCUUUACAGUGAAACAUCCCUGUAGUAUGUGUGCCUGCCUGAUGAAACACUGAUGUUUGUGUGAACAGUUCUCAAUGUGAAUAGCUCAUUUGUUUUUUUUUUUACUGAUCGUACAAUUUCCUACAUAAAGUAAUUGUGUUUACAGCA
Molecule: messenger RNA, 1473 nt
Organism: Thunnus maccoyii (southern bluefin tuna)
Lineage: Eukaryota; Metazoa; Chordata; Actinopteri; Scombriformes; Scombridae
Gene: yeats4
Product: YEATS domain containing 4
Exons: 7
Coding region: 186-866 (226 amino acids)
Biological process (GO): regulation of DNA-templated transcription
Source: RefSeq, a predicted model, not a curated record